This is a messenger RNA of Uncinocarpus reesii 1704, 702 nucleotides long. RefSeq lists its product as uncharacterized. Gene Ontology annotation, biological process: snRNA pseudouridine synthesis; rRNA pseudouridine synthesis; ribosome biogenesis. The transcript has 2 exons. The record is from RefSeq and is a predicted model, not a curated record. The coding region runs from base 1 to 702 and encodes 233 amino acids. Gene Ontology annotation, molecular function: box H/ACA snoRNA binding. Gene Ontology annotation, cellular component: box H/ACA snoRNP complex; nucleolus. Lineage: Eukaryota; Fungi; Ascomycota; Eurotiomycetes; Onygenales; Onygenaceae.
AUGGCGAAAGACCGAAGUGACAAGGAAAGAAAGAAGGAGAAGAAGGAGAAGAAGCGUUCCGAGGUAGACGGCAUCCAUAAGAAGUCGAAGAAGGAUAAGGACAAGAAGAAAACCACCGUUGUUGCCGAAGCUAUCGAGAAGGACUUGGCUGAGAAGGCGCUGCCACUGUCCAAUUCCGUCGAGGAUGUUCAGAUGGAGGUAGACGAGCAACCGAAGGACGGGAAACGUCCCGUUGGAUCGCUUGUGCCUUUCGCAAACCCGUUGGCGGACGAUAAGGCUGCGAAGAAGGUACUGAAGGGCGUCAAGAAAGCUGCUGUGAACAAAUCUUUAAAACGAGGUGUCAAGGAAGUAGUCAAAGCCGUUCGGAAAUCGCCCAUGGCCGCCGCGAAUGUCAGUAUUACGUCGCCAAUUGGCAUCGUUGUCCUCGCAGCCGAUAUUUCCCCAAUGGACGUAAUAUCGCACAUUCCUGUCCUGUGCGAAGAUCAUGGGAUCCCCUACGUAUACGUCACGUCUCGAGCUGAAUUGGGAAGCGCCGGAGCGACAAAGAGACCAACCAGUGUUGUUAUGCUUCUUCCGCAACCCGGCGGUAAGAAGAAGAAGGAAACAUCUAAAGACGACGCUGAGAAGCAAGAGGAGUACUCCAAAGUUUACGAAGAAUUAACGAAGCUCGUCCAGAAGGAGACUAGCAAGGUCAAAGUAUAG